CAUCAUUCAUAACGUAUGUCAAACAACGUAGUCAUGGCGCAUUUGUUGUACUUGUCCACUUCCUUGCCAUACACUCUAUGAUUAUGGAAAGCGACCUAGUUGAAAACAUCGCCUCAGAUGUUCUUUUCAAUACCGACCUUCUGGCUAUAAUCUGCCAAAACCUCUGGGAUACUGUGAAGACAGGUGGCUGUCCGGUUGCUCCCAACGGGAAUCGCGUCCACCCCCUUGUAUCUCUAGCUUUGACGUGCCAGACUGUGUCAUCACUAGCGCUGGACACGCUAUGGAGAGAUAUCCAAGCUUACAGGUUUCAGCCAAUCCUACGCAUUUUCCCCCCUGCGUCUUCAGGGAAUCUGCAGGUACUUCCAGAAGAUAUCCCUGACAAGACAUGGGUCCGUUUCUGGCAGUAUGCAAGUCGUAUUCGAUGCAUCGCAUUUGAUCCCACUAGUUGUGCCUGCUUCUCUUCGACUGUAUUUCUCCGCCUAGCUGAGUAUCAAACUCCCAUAUUUCCCAAACUGCAACAUCUGAAAAGUGACGCAUCUUUUGCGGCUUCUCCUUCCAUUCUUUUCUUCCUCCCUGCGAAACCACUGAACGAGAUACAGCUGACGUUCCGUGGUUCGACAGACAUCACGACGUCGUCAACGUGUAUGCGGGCCAUCAAAUGGCGAGUACCUGCCUUGCAAACACUCCACAUUUCUUGUCCAGAGUUCGACAAUGGCCAAUAUUAA
Molecule: messenger RNA, 725 nt
Organism: Desarmillaria tabescens
Lineage: Eukaryota; Fungi; Basidiomycota; Agaricomycetes; Agaricales; Physalacriaceae
Exons: 2
Coding region: 78-725 (215 amino acids)
Source: RefSeq, a predicted model, not a curated record